This is a messenger RNA of Coffea eugenioides, 453 nucleotides long. Its product is annotated as nuclear transcription factor Y subunit B-5-like. Lineage: Eukaryota; Viridiplantae; Streptophyta; Magnoliopsida; Gentianales; Rubiaceae. Gene Ontology annotation, cellular component: CCAAT-binding factor complex. The coding region runs from base 1 to 453 and encodes 150 amino acids. The transcript has a single exon. The record is from RefSeq and is a predicted model, not a curated record. Gene Ontology annotation, molecular function: RNA polymerase II cis-regulatory region sequence-specific DNA binding; DNA-binding transcription activator activity, RNA polymerase II-specific; protein heterodimerization activity. Gene Ontology annotation, biological process: regulation of transcription by RNA polymerase II.
AUGGUUGAUAACCUGGGAGCUAGUGCCUCAAGUGAGGAAGGGGGCAUCAAAGAACAAGACCGGUUGUUGCCAAUCGCCAACGUUGGCCGAAUCAUGAAGCAAAUUUUGCCACCAAACGCCAAAAUCUCAAAGGAAGCUAAGGAAACAAUGCAAGAAUGUGUUUCAGAGUUCAUUGGCUUCGUGACUAGUGAAGCAUCUGAGAAGUGCCGGAAGGAGAGAAGGAAAACCGUGAAUGGAGAUGAUAUUUGCUGGGCUUUAGGAACGCUAGGCUUUGAUGACUAUGCAGGACCUCUGAAGAGGUACUUGGAUAGGUAUAGAGAGCUUGAAGGUGAUAGAUCAGGUAAUCAAGAUAAAGUUAGCAACAGUGCUGAAGAAAUGGAAGAGCCAUCUUCAUAUAGGAGCAAUAUCGUUCAACCAAGAAACCAAGCCGAACCCUCAUAUAGGAGGAAUUAA